GCCCCCGCGCUCCGCCCGCCGGGCUCGUGCUCGCUAAAGGGGCGCGCCCUGCACCCUCCACUGCCGGCACCGCCCACUCCCCUCCCCGGGGCCGCUCCUCCCACCGUUCCGAGAGCCGGCGACUGCUGCGGCCGCGAGAGGCCCCUCCUUCACGCCCUCCUUUCCCUCGCUCGCUGCCGAGCCGAGCCGGCCGUCCGGCUGGGCCCCCGACUCUCCCCGGCCAUGGCCGGUAACGUGAAAAAGAGCUCUGGCGCCGGGGGCGGUGGCGGCUCCGGAGGCUCGGGCUCGGGCGGCCUGAUCGGGCUCAUGAAGGACGCCUUCCAGCCGCACCACCACCACCACCACCUCAGCCCCCACCCGCCGGGGACUGUGGACAAGAAGAUGGUGGAGAAGUGCUGGAAGCUCAUGGACAAGGUGGUGCGGUUGUGUCAGAACCCAAAGCUGGCGCUGAAGAAUAGCCCACCUUAUAUCUUAGACCUGUUGCCAGAUACCUACCAGCAUCUCCGUACUAUCUUGUCAAGAUAUGAGGGGAAGAUGGAGACACUUGGAGAAAAUGAAUAUUUUAGGGUGUUCAUGGAGAAUUUGAUGAAGAAAACUAAGCAGACCAUAAGCCUCUUCAAGGAGGGGAAAGAAAGAAUGUAUGAGGAGAAUUCUCAGCCUAGGCGAAACCUAACCAAACUGUCCCUGAUCUUCAGCCACAUGCUGGCAGAACUAAAAGGCAUCUUUCCAAGUGGACUUUUUCAAGGAGAUACAUUUCGGAUUACUAAAGCAGAUGCUGCAGAAUUUUGGAGAAAAGCUUUUGGGGAAAAGACAAUAGUCCCUUGGAAGAGCUUCCGACAGGCCCUACAUGAAGUGCAUCCCAUCAGUUCUGGGCUGGAGGCCAUGGCUCUGAAAUCCACUAUUGAUCUGACCUGCAAUGAUUAUAUUUCAGUUUUUGAAUUUGACAUCUUUACACGACUCUUUCAGCCCUGGUCCUCCUUGCUCAGAAAUUGGAACAGUCUUGCUGUAACUCAUCCUGGUUACAUGGCUUUCCUGACAUAUGAUGAAGUGAAAGCUCGGCUCCAGAAAUUCAUUCACAAACCUGGCAGUUACAUCUUCCGAUUAAGCUGUACUCGUCUGGGUCAGUGGGCUAUUGGGUAUGUUACUGCUGAUGGGAAUAUUCUCCAGACAAUCCCUCACAAUAAACCUCUCUUCCAAGCACUGAUUGAUGGCUUCAGGGAAGGCUUCUAUUUGUUUCCUGAUGGACGAAAUCAGAAUCCCGACCUGACGGGCUUAUGUGAACCAACUCCCCAAGAUCAUAUCAAAGUGACCCAGGAACAAUAUGAAUUAUACUGUGAGAUGGGCUCUACAUUCCAACUGUGUAAAAUAUGUGCUGAAAAUGAUAAAGAUGUAAAGAUUGAGCCCUGUGGACACCUCAUGUGCACAUCGUGUCUUACAUCGUGGCAGGAAUCAGAAGGUCAGGGCUGUCCAUUCUGCCGAUGUGAGAUCAAAGGUACUGAGCCCAUUGUGGUAGAUCCGUUUGAUCCUAGAGGAAGUGGCAGCCUAUUGAGGCAAGGAGCAGAAGGAGCUCCCUCCCCAAAUUAUGAUGAUGAUGAUGAUGAACGAGCUGAUGAUUCUCUGUUCAUGAUGAAGGAAUUGGCAGGUGCCAAGGUGGAACGUCCUCCUUCUCCAUUCUCUAUGGCUCCACAAGCUUCCCUUCCCCCAGUGCCACCACGACUUGACCUUCUGCAACAGCGAGUAUCUGUUCCUUCAAGUACUUCUGGUCUGGGAACUGCUUCUAAGACUGUUUCUGGCUCCCUUCACAAGGACAAACCGUUGCCAAUACCUCCCACACUUCGAGAUCUUCCCCCACCACCUCCUCCAGACCGGCCAUAUUCUGUUGGAGCAGAGGCCCGGCCUCAGAGACGCCCCCUGCCUUGUACACCAGGCGACUGUCCAUCCAGAGACAAACUGCCCCCUGUCCCCUCUAGCCGCCUUGGGGACUCAUGGCUGCCCCGACCAAUCCCCAAAGUACCAGUAGCUACUCCAAGCCCUAGUGACCCCUGGACAGGAAGAGAAUUAACCAACCGGCACUCACUUCCAUUUUCUUUGCCAUCACAAAUGGAGGCCAGAGCAGAUGGGCCUAGGCUUGGAAGCACAUUCAGUCUGGAUACCUCCAUGAGUAUGAAUAACAGCCCAUUAGCAGGUCCAGAGUGUGAACACCCCAAAAUCAAACCUUCCUCUUCUGCCAAUGCCAUUUAUUCUCUGGCUGCCAGACCUCUUCCUGUGCCAAAACUGCCACCUGGGGAGCAGGGUGAGAAUGAGGAGGACACAGAAUAUAUGACUCCCUCUUCUAGGCCAAUAGGGCUCCAAAAGCCAGAACCAAAACGGCCUUUGGAGGCAACCCAGAGUUCACGAGUAUGUGAUUGUGACCUGCAGAUUGAUAGCUGUACCUAUGAAGCAAUGUAUAAUAUUCAGUCCCAGGCGCCAUCUGUCACCGAGAACAGCACCUUUGGUGAAGGGAAUUUGUCUACAGCCCACACCAACACUGGCCCUGAGGAAUCAGAAAAUGAGGAUGAUGGAUAUGAUGUCCCUAAGCCACCUGUGCCAGUUGUGCUGGCCCGCCGAACUCUCUCAGACAUCUCUAAUGCCAGCUCCUCCUUUGGCUGGUUGUCUCUGGAUGGUGAUCCCUCAACAAACUUCACUGAGGGUUCCCAAGUUCCUGAGCGGCCCCCUAAACCAUUCCCUCGGAGAAUCAACUCUGAACGAAAAGCGGGUAGCUGUCAGCAAGGUGCCAGUGCUACCGCCACACCUCCUGCUGCCUCCUCACCUCAGCUCUCCAGUGAGAUUGAGAACCUCAUGAAUCAGGGUUACUCCUAUCAGGACAUUCAGAAAGCUUUGGUCAUUGCCCACAACAACAUUGAAAUGGCCAAAAACAUCCUCCGGGAAUUUGUUUCUAUUUCUUCCCCUGCCCAUGUGGCCACCUAGCACAUCCCUCCCUGCAGCGGCUUCAGAGGACCCACGAGCCAGGCUCUUACUUAAGGAGCACCUAGGAGGGCAGAGGCUCCUUUGGGGACUUCACAAUGAGGUCCUGCCCUCUCUGUAGGUAUCACACCUGUGGUUCCAAGAUUUCAAAGCAGUAGAAUGAAAGUGGAGCAGCUAGUGUGUUUUAUUAUUAUAUUGGUCUUGAGAGUGCAUUUGAAGGUGUCCUUCAGUCCCCACCAGGAGAGUGAGUGGAUUUUUAUUACAUGGUAGCCUACCUGGGGGAACAGUCCAGAAAGUAGUAGAACAGGUAUUGUGCUGUAAACCCUAACGGAGGACAUAAGACUUUUCUGGGUUAAGGAUGUGACUCUGUGUGUGUGUGUGUGUGUGUGUGUCUGUCUGUCUGUCUGUCUGUCUGUCUGUCUGUCUGUCUGUCUGUGGUUGUAUGUGCCCUGUGAUUAUGAUGAUCCUGCUGUGUGUGUUAAUUCCAGGUGGGGAAUUAGCACAAGAGAUUCAGGAAGGAAUCUUUUAAAGACUUCUAUCUACUGUGGUAUUACCCCCAACUCUAGUGUGUAUUACAACUUCAACACUCCACUUUGGCUUAGAUUAUCAUGUGCAUAGCUCAUAUUUUUAGAAUUCCCUUCCUCUGUUCUAUCCCCUUGCUCUGUUCUUUCCCCUAUCAGCUUCUUUCUCCUCCUCCUUGGUUUUCUGUCAUUGUCAGCAGGCUUGCUGUGGCCAGCCUUCCUGAGGCUAAGCAGCUUUUAUAGGAUGUUCCUUAUUACAUGUGAUGGUGUUUGGUAGAGAUAGUUGGGAGAGAGAGUACUGUUGCUACGUUGUUAUGGUUUUGUUUGACACUAGGAGCUAACACUGGUCACUCCAAAGCACUGUUUCUAUAGGAACAUUGAAUUUGUUAAAAUAAAAUGUUUGAACUAUCCUAAUUACAUAAUGACUAAUUGAGAUAGAGGCCUUCAAAUACAUUCCAUGUCCUCCCCAGAAAAUAGUCUGAGGGAGUCCGUUGCCUUGGUGCCAGGUGUGUGUCCUGGUAUAGGUCAUGAGUCUUUCUACUUAAUGGAAAGGGAAGAACAUUUGUUUCCAGGAUAAUUUUCUGGCCCUAAUACCACAAAGUUUUUAGAAAGCUUCAUUCACAUGCUAUUUAGAUGCACAAAAUAGAUAGUAAGGAUUUGGAUUUAUUUGUUCAGUUUUUCUUAAAGCUUAGGUGUCCAGUUGGGAGUCCUGUUCUUCAGUUCCUGUGGAUAGUGCUCUAUGGCCCCUUGAGUUCAGUUCUCUGUCCUGAGUCUUUUGCUGACUUCCCUAAUGGUGGUAUCCUUCCUCCAUGUCAUAAGCAAAGCUGCUCUUGGAUAAAUUACCUUCCUUGGGAUCUAAAUCUUGCUUUUGUCAUUAGGUUCAGACAAAAAUGGCUUGCCUUAAACCUGCUUUCUUUCCAUUCUUGGCAUCUUUGGAACUGAAACCUUUACUAACUCUUCUCUUGGUAUCCAGCUACUUCUAGAUCUUUUAUUUUUGUCCUCUUGUCCCUGAACUAUUUAUAUUUCUGGAGCAGAGCAAACUCUAGUACAGGACCUCAUAUUGAUUUGCUUAGCCCACCAGCAGAUGCAGGAGGCCCUACUCUGGGGUGGAGGGAGGCAGGGAAAGUGGGCACUGAGUGGCAAAGAGUAGUCUACCAUCCUCUUCUAAAAACUGACAACAUUCAUUUUGCAUUUUGUUUCAAUAUUGAAGGACUAGACAAAGAACUAGAAAAAAUAACAACAGUUUCCAGGCCUAUCCAUGGUGUAAUUCUUCUUUCUCUACAGAUAUUGUCCAUAGUCAAGAUCUGUCAAGAAAACCAAGCAGUCACUGCAUCUCUUUUGCCUGUCCAGUGUAUUCACAUCUUCUGUGGAGGUUAUUGCUCAUACUGGCUGGACUAAGGGUCAUUUCAUCCUUUAUUUUCCUGAGCACCUGUGUAGCUCUUCCAAGUCAGCCCUGAAAAGAGUGUCUAGGUUGCUGUGGAGCACAUACAUUGUUGACUGGCUUGGGUAGUUUUAGUUUGUCAGGUGUACAUCUGCAGGCCCUGAAGGCUUUGAACCAUUACAUGAGGACCUAUCCUUUGGAUGUUCUAAGGACAUAUGUGGGCUUGUGCCUGAAAUUGCCAGGUAAGCUUCAGGAAGGUUUUCACAUGGCUCUUGUUUUCAAGAUAGUCUCAAAACUUGAAUUUCUUACAUUUUCUUUUGAAUAAGGCACCAUUAACCAUUUCUUAUCCUCCAUUCAUAUGGUAAUUUUUAAUUGUUUGACACUUGCUCUGAAUUUAACUAAAAUUGCCCUUUCAGGCUUUUGAGUUUCCCCAUGUUCGCAAGAUCAUUCCUUUCCCUCUCCUAAUUACAUAUAGUCAAUAUGGUCAGGAGAUCCACUUUAAUGUUUUCCUUUUUAUCAAAUUAAUUAAACCAUUCUAUUCAACCUGUUUUCCUGUUUUCCCCACAUUUUCUGACUUGCUUUACAUAGCCUGCCUCAUUGCUGGGUCUUCCAAGUACUGUGACUAGACUUUUCCAGCUGCCUCUCCCCUGUUCCUUCUACUAAAAUGAAAGGGUUUUAAGUGAACUCUAUAAUAUACCUCCCUUUAGUUAAAUAAUAGACUCAUCUCAGCAUGUAUCUGUUAAUAUUUAUUUAAAUAUUGAUCUCUACCUGUGGAUGGCUAUUCUCCUGUACUAGUCUUCUCUUUCUCUCUAUAAUCCCACCCUAUAUAUUCUGCCUUUUUUUUUUUCUUCCUGUUCUCUUUCUCUUUAUAGACAGACUCUCAUUGCCAGAGUCCAAGAUGUGGGAUACUAUUAGUAUUAUUAGCUGUUCUGUGGAUAAAAAAGGUGGGGGGGUUGCUAUUCUUUAUACUUAAAAUAUUUACUUCCUUUAUAGAAAAGUAAAAUGUGUUUUAUGGUCCCAAAAGCAACUUACAAAUUAAUUUUUGUAACACAACUUUCUUGCGAACUAGGGAUCAGCUUUAAGACACCUUUAACAAGAUCUAGUGGUUUUUGUAGGUGAUUAGCAGUGGUGUUAAUGCAGAAUAUUUUCCUACCUCAUGUCAUGAAAGUUAGAAGGUUAUUGACCUUAUACUUUGCUUUUGCUAUUGGCCUUUUUGACUCUGGAAUGACCAUUGUCCACUGAAUACUGCCCUGGUUAUAGCAGUUCAGUUGUUCACUCAGCAAAUGUUUGGGUGAUUAGCAUGCACCAGGAAUGUCAGCUAUAUGUUAUUCCCUUCCACCACAUGGUAGUUUACUGAUGUUGAGGGAUUGUACUUCAGGCUGUCUAGCACUUGAAUUUGAUCCUAAAAUAUCUCCUCCAAGUAAGAUUGUACAAUUUUAUUCACAGCUUUUAUGCAGACUUAACUAUUCUUAAAGAUCUGUGCUGGUUAAAAUCAGUCUAAGACUUUCCCCUGAAAUCCCUGUUGUCUUCCUAUAGCUUUUAUAAUAUUGAGGAGAUUCCUUGGUCUGAGUUUCAUGGAUACCCACCUUUGUUAUGUCUUUCAGUGGAAUCUAUUUGGCUUCAGAGGUAUGUUGGCUUAGAGUUGUAGAGUAGGGCAUUAAAUGUUUAAGCAAAGGAUCUGCCCACAGCCCCCUUUCAAUCUAGUGCCUUCUUUGAUCUUUUUACUGAGCUGCUUGUGUCUCUAAUCCCCAUUCUUGCGAAGGUUUCUCUUUUAGCCUUCUGUUACCUUUUACCAUCCCUUACUACUGGGGAUUUGUUUUCCAAUCCUUCAGUGGCCUUUGCAGCUAAUUCCAUGUCAUUGAAGGGGUGGAGAUAGGAGACACCUGUCUUUGGAUCCUGAUUUUCAGUGGAUUGUGUGGUCUUCUGAGAGCCAGUCAGUAGUACAGACUGGACUCAGUGCUCUGUAUCAGCCUUUCCUUCAGAGCAGGGAACCACAGAGAUGUCAGAGCUUAGUAUCAAUACCUUAUUAUUCUCCUAAACCCUAACACUUCAAUAUUCAAUCUAAAGUAUUCUAACUUCACCCAAAACAUUUCUAUUACAACGUUGAUCUUAGUCUACAUUAGCAAUCUUUCUUUAGGAAAUGCACAUAAACCACUUAAUUCAUGAAGGAGGGCAGAUGGUGGAACCGGGUUGAGAUUGUAUUUUAACUUUCCUGGUUACGGAUCCUUUGGAUACAAGAAAUAUUCCAGGUAAAAAAAGGAGGAAGUCAGUGAUAAGGAUGCAGAAUAUUUUUAUGGAACCCAGGAUAGGAAGUACAGUUGAUUCUUGCAUGGUCCCUCCUGCUUCAUAGCCUGUUUGCAUGGAUAGCUUCCAAAUAGGCACCCCAGUCCUCAAGUCCAUGUGACCCUCCAGCUCUAGGGAUCACCACAACCACGAACAGAUUCCCAGUUCCUCUUAGUACAUAUUCUUAAGAAAGAAUAAACUCAGCCCAGCAUGUUGAUCAGAUGUCCAUCCCUGACCAUUUGGCCUUCAGGAAGGUGUGGCAAAUGGCAGCAGCAUCAGAGCUAGGGACUUCUACUCCAGUGGUAAAGCUGCUGUUGUCCUGCUUUUUUGAGAGUGGGAUGACAGACAUCAGAAGGUGUCUGGGUCAUUGAGCAAAUCCUUAGAAUCACUUUAAUUCUGCUCACUGUCUUUGUUUCUUCUUUAUUUCUUACUUUUCUUCAUCUUAUGAGUCUUGGCAUCCAAGAUUUUUUUCCUCCCUCUUGAGGGCAUGCUAGUCUGUUCCUAGGUGGCAUUUCUUAGCCACCCUUCAACCUCAGGUCUUCAGCCUUCUUUCAUGUCACUGAGAACAGAUCACAAUUCCACUUAGCUACUAACAGAUCACGAUUCCACUUAGCUACUACCCUUGAAUUUGUGGACUCUUCAGGUUUUAGUGUUGAAUAUCUAUCCAUCCUUUGAGCUCCUGGCUAUCUUGCAUCUCCUCUUCUCCUCUUCCUUGUUGUCCUGUGUGAGGGAGCUCUGCAGUGUUGUUCCUAGGCACCUCAGAAACUGCUUUGCUGGAGCCAAUAAAAAUGGGUGAGAGUUGGGAUGUUUCCAGGAUAUAGAGAUUACAGUGUAGUAUAGAGCUUCUACUGCAAGCUCCUUAGAUAGGAUGUCUGUAUUUCCCUGUCCGAUUGCUUUCCUUUAUAUUAAAGCUCCCCCCCCCUUAAACUAUGCUUCACCUUGCCUGGAUCUAUUGUUUUUCCCAUCCUGAGCCUGUUUUGCAUUAUAAGGCAUUUUAUAUGCCUUGCUUAUAACUUUUUUAAACUACCAGAGUCAUUUGAUAUACACAGAAGUAACCUAAUAAUCCAAAGACAUACAUCAAGGCACAUGGAAGGGUAGGUCACCAGAUUUUGUGUUUGAUAGUCUAGUCUAGGCUCCUAAAUUAAGGAUUAGAGGGACAGUAGUGCCAUGUGCCUUCACAGUGUCCCAGAAAAUCUGGGUUGUUCCAAAGGGAAGAAUCAGUAUUCCUUGGUUCCAGAAAGUAGUAAAAGAAGAAGAGAUGGAGAAAUAAGGACGGAGAGAGCAAACCCUGCACAUUCAUUCAGCGUCAAAUGGAAAGCCCCCAGGCAGAAGAGCCAGCUGUUGACUAACAGACUAACAGCUGUUUGGAGAUCUUGCCACCCCUUUCCCUAGUAUAGUGUUUGAGAAAAAUGUGGCUGACCACUCCCUGUGUUUUACAGAGUCAAGGCUGAAAGCCAGCCUCAGAUCUCCUGAUCUGGCAGCUGAACAAAUUAGCAGAGUUCUGAUCACCUGGCUUUGUAAUCCUGAUUCAGUCCCAAAAGAGAAAGUGAGCGGCAACCCUCCACAUUGCCUUGCACAUGUUUUUUCCUACCCUGAACCGGAUGGAAGGCCAGAGAAGAUGAUUGCUCAGCACUUCUGCAAGCAGCUCCUCAGGCUUUGCACUGCCUCCCUGCACAGGCCCUGAAGUGGGAGUGCUGGGUGCCUGUGUCACUUCUUCCUCCCUGCCUACCUCUGACCCCAUGGUGGGUGAGGGUAGCCAUGCUUAUGGCUGUCUUGAAACUGAAGAGGCAGAGAACUACUUGAGUCUGUAGACCAUGUGUUCUCUCCCCUGGCCUCUCUCUCCUGUCCUGUUGUUGGGGUGAAGGAGCCUAUAGUGCAAUGCCUGUGGAGAGGAGAUGGCUCCUGACCUACCCUGCUCAGUACUGUUUUAGUGUCUUGGCCUUGAAUGACAAGCCCAAUUUCCUGCUGAAACAUGUGGCAGGGCAUGGCAGCUAUGAGGUACCUCCUACAUCUGCUUUCUGGCUGUGGCUACUUGGGAUUUUUAACCUUAUAUAUCUUUUUCCUUUAUUCAAAACAAUUUUUAGCACACUGAAAAAAAAAAAGCCAAACGUUUUGUGCCUUUCUAAGGCAGCACUGUAUCCAAGGCUGCAUUUUAGGACUUAAUAUGGAAAUGCCCGAGUCUGAGCUCCUCUACCUUGAGUAUCCUUAGCCCUAGAGUCCAGGGAAUAGGAAGAGUCUCUCUGUGGCUGGAGAUGUGGCACACAAGAUACAGUAUGCCUGUGGUCCCUUUGCUCUAUCAUGAGGCUUUUUUGGAAGACGGCAGCAUUGUACUUGGGAUCAUUUGUUUGGUUCCAAUCAGCAGCUUAGUUAUCAGAUUGAAUGCUUUGUCUCUUGCAAGAGACAAAAUGUUCCACAAUUUCCAGAUUUACUCUGGACCAUUCCAAGUGCCCCAGCCCCCUGAUCAUAUCAAUGACCCUGUUGCAUAUGGAGAAGUAUAGGGUGGAUUCUCCUGAAAGGGGGAGGCAGUUCUUUUUUUUUUUUUUUUUCCUUUUUUGCUGGAUCCUGAGCCAGCCUAGACCUCCUGCUUCUUCCUCAGACUUGGCUUUCCUUUCAUUUGAAGUCUUUAAAUUUAAAAGCAUUAAGUAGCUAGUGCCCUCUACAAGGUCUGCUUUUCCCCAGAGUAGGGCAGCAAGGAAUAUGUACCAGAAUCGGUAUUAUUAUCGUAAUAGGUUUCAGCAGGAGGAAGUUUUCUAUAUAGUGACAUUUUACUUAUUGUUUCCUCAAUUCUUCCCUGCCUUUAACUAAUAAAGAAUUGGGAGAUAGAAACAAUUCUUUAUAAAAUCCUCCUUAUUCAAGAUUUUGAAAUUCUUGACCUGGGUGGGGCUGGAGAGAACUUGAUGUUUUCUCUAGAAUGAAGAGUCCCAAUUUGUAUAUCAGUGUUAAGAAAACAAAACAGACACUUAGGUAAGAUUUUUGUGGACUAUUUUAAAAAUGUGUCAUUAAUAUAAAAAAAUUAUAUUAGCAGUAUUUAAUCAUCCUCACCUGUAAAGAACAAGAAAAAACAGAAGGUAAAUAUUCUUACAGAGAAUAGCAGAGCUUUAAGAUUCAUUUUCAUUUUAAGUCCAUUGUUUUGCCAAUGUAUUAAUGUUUAGAGGUCUGUUAUACUAAUGUUAUUUAUUAAUUUUUUUUUCAUUUCCAUACACAGUUAACUAAAGAGCUUUUCAAGCACCCAUGUCUGUAAAAGAAGUAUUUUUAAAUAAAGUUUCUUUUGUUGUAGCAGA
Messenger RNA from Ictidomys tridecemlineatus (thirteen-lined ground squirrel), 10430 nucleotides. RefSeq names its product Cbl proto-oncogene (gene Cbl). Gene Ontology annotation, cellular component: membrane raft; plasma membrane. Gene Ontology annotation, molecular function: receptor tyrosine kinase binding; SH3 domain binding; phosphotyrosine residue binding. Lineage: Eukaryota; Metazoa; Chordata; Mammalia; Rodentia; Sciuridae. The record is from RefSeq and is a predicted model, not a curated record. Gene Ontology annotation, biological process: cell surface receptor signaling pathway; negative regulation of epidermal growth factor-activated receptor activity.